UUCCACUAAAUAUGAAACAUUUGAUGGAUAUUACUACGUAUAAAGAUGAAGUCGAUAAAUAUAAGAAAACUGAUUCUUUUGUUACUUUAUCCUCUACAUCAAAAGGAGAUAAUCUUGAAUUUAUAGUUUUUAGAAUUCUUAAAAAAGUUAUGAAGAUUGAUUGUCAAAGAGUAAGAUUGUCAGGACCUUAUGGUGAUGGAGGUAUUGAUAUUUUUGGAAACUAUGUGGGGUACUUGAUUUUAGUUCAGUACAAGAACUAUGAUGAGAAGGUUGAUGUCAGUGAUAUUAGAAAAUUUGAGGGCGUCGCAAUAGAAAGAGCAGAAACUUCUAAAUUUAAUUUGUUAUUAACAAAUUUAUCAAACAUACAACAAGACAUUCUUGAUUAUGUCAGUGAAACAUUAAGUAAUUUUUCUUCAGAUUCCAAAGAUCCUGAAGAACGCAUAAUCGAUGAAAUAAUUGGUAAGAUUGAACAAAAAAUUCAUGCAAUAGAUGAGAAGUUUUCUCCAUUAGUUUGUGCCUAG
Racocetra persica is the source of this 521-nucleotide messenger RNA. NCBI's taxonomy places the organism in Eukaryota, Fungi, Glomeromycota, Glomeromycetes, Diversisporales, Gigasporaceae. The record is from the annotation of a GenBank genome assembly.